CCCAGGUGGACAAAUAAGAAGCAAACCCAGGGCGUGUUUAAAAGGACAAGUUUGUCUAGUCGUUUAAUACUGUCUUUCUUUCCACAAGUUGGCAACUGUUUAAAAUGCUGUGGCUCAUUUUACUGGUUGCAUGUCUUUCUGAAGGAUAUAUUAACUCACUGAAGACAGGACCACCUCAUCUGAUACAGACGAGUGAAACGCAGCUUGAUUUUGAGGCAGAUUAUGCUGUACAGGAGGGGGAUAUCUUACUGCCAACUGACCGGAACGCAGUGAGUCAGCUGUGGGCCAUGGUGGAUGGACGUUUAUCAGUGCCUUAUAAAAUUAAUAUUACUCUUAAGGACAGGACAGAAGACAUUCUUAACGCCUUAAAUAUGAUUUCCAAGAAGACAUGUGUCAGAUUCCAUCCACAUGAUAAUGAAACGGACUAUUUGCACUUUGAGUACGGAAAAGGGUGUGCAUCUUAUGUUGGAUGUAUAGGGGGUGAGCAACCUCUUCUGAUUGGGACAAAAUGUAAAUCUGGGAACAUCUGCCACGAGAUCCUUCACUCCCUCGGCUUUCACCACGAGCAUUCCCGAAAUGACCGUGGUGAUCAUGUCACUAUACUUAAUGAAAACAUUGCCUCUGGGAGAGAGAACAAUUUUUUGAAGAGAAAGGGGAACACCCUCGGUCUGAAGUAUGACCCGGAAUCAAUCAUGCAUUAUGGAAACAAUUAUUUCUCUCGCAAUGGAAAGCCCACAAUUGAGCCCAAAGAGAGCGGCGUAACGAUCGGCCAGAGGAGUCGCUUGUCUGAUCUGGAUGUGCAAAGGAUCAGGAAGCUGUACAACUGUGACGAGACGCAAUAAGGAUCAAGCAAAAUCUUGAAUGGCUACGUGUUGAUGACAGGAGUUUUUAAUCUGGGAGGACAAAUAAAGUUUUCACAAUCUAAAUGCAUAUGUCCACAAUUCUUGUUUUUAUUGUCAU
Onychostoma macrolepis is the source of this 960-nucleotide messenger RNA. RefSeq names its product low choriolytic enzyme-like. Lineage: Eukaryota; Metazoa; Chordata; Actinopteri; Cypriniformes; Cyprinidae. The transcript has 9 exons. Gene Ontology annotation, molecular function: zinc ion binding; metalloendopeptidase activity. Gene Ontology annotation, biological process: proteolysis. The coding region runs from base 105 to 842 and encodes 245 amino acids. The record is from RefSeq and is a predicted model, not a curated record.